AUGGUAUCUUCUACCUUGAACGAAAAUUCCACUUCAAAACAUUUAAAUAUUGGUGUUGAUAUUACCGAAAAAAAACCACGACAUACUCCAAAUAACGCCGUAGAACCAUUAAUUGUUACUUCGGCUGUAGUAAAUCUCACGGUAGAAGAAAAAAAUUCCAUAAACAUCAUUGAAAAUAAAAAUAUCAGUGAAGGAGGUGUUAAUGGAAUCAAAGUCAAUAAUACUAGUAAUAAUAAAAGUCCUAGGAGAAAUCGAUCCGAUCCUUCCUUUACAGAAAAUCGGCAACUCUCGUCUGAAGAAAAAAAGUCUGUUAGUUUUCCCGCCAAUAUAAAGAAACCGCUUAGCACAGGGAAACCUAAAAGAUCGAUGUCAGCAUUUCCGGCAUCAAAUGAAAAUGACUCUCAGGCAGAGACACCAGGGAAAAGUCAAAAGAAAAGGCAACUCAAACGUCGUAACACAUAUAAUGCGGAAAUGAUGGUUGAGGAAUUGGUACUUUCCGAGGAAACACAAAAAUGGGCAGAGAAUGUAAAAAGAAGAUUGUCAAGGAGAGUAAAGGGAAAAGAUAACACUGAAGAAGACCCUAUAAUUGGUACAAGAAUUGGUGUAGAUCAUGUUAAUUAUGUUCUUAUGUAUAAUAUGUUGACCGGAAUUAGAGUGGGGAGGGAAUUAAAUGAGGCAGAUUUCAGGGCAGCUCAUAAAUUGGCAUUCGAUAU
Diversispora eburnea is the source of this 713-nucleotide messenger RNA. The record is from the annotation of a GenBank genome assembly. Lineage: Eukaryota; Fungi; Glomeromycota; Glomeromycetes; Diversisporales; Diversisporaceae.